This is a messenger RNA of Punica granatum (pomegranate), 2336 nucleotides long. NCBI's taxonomy places the organism in Eukaryota, Viridiplantae, Streptophyta, Magnoliopsida, Myrtales, Lythraceae. The record is from RefSeq and is a predicted model, not a curated record.
UAAAAUUCUAGUUUUUUCUGGAACCAGAACUCCUCUGCUUCGGAAUUUCGGAUUGGGUACCUUUUUUUUUUCUCCACGUCUCUGUCUUCUUUCCGUCCUUGGUCUGUUCCUCCACACUCAGUCCUCUCUGCCCCCCUGCUUUUCCUUCUUCCUCCUUUUCCCUUCCUCCCCUGAGAAUUCGAUUCCCAUUCUCAGUUCCCUCUGUUUACAAAUUGCCCCUCUCACUGACCCUUUGAGUGCUGCAACUGACCCUCGACCCCUUACAUUCCUUCUGGUGUCCUGGCAGAGCUCGGGUCCUUUUCCGGUGGCUUUGAUUUAGCUUGAAGGUUUAACGUUGAACCGCGCAUGACUCUUGGGAGAGGAAAGGAAAGGUGAGGGAGUUUGUUUGUUUCGUGGGGAUUGGUCAAAGCUCAAAGCAGAGUGAAGAAGCUUGAGUUCCCUUCAAGUUUAGUGAAGAAGAGCAAACAGGGGAUGCCGAUGGUGAUGUUCUUCCUUUUCUCUUCCUGUUCCUUCACUUGAUCCCUUCUGGCGCGGUUCGCCAUUGCCAGCAAAGAGUCUCACUGUAGACAGACAGACACACACACGCAGACCGUUUCAAUAGCCCCGAAAUUUAGCGUCAAAAAAUAGGAUUUCUUUUUUUUUUUUCCCCCUUCUUCCUUUUCCUUCUCUCUCUCUCUCUCUUUCUCUGUGUCUCGGUUCGCGGAUUCCGUCCUUUUCCUAAGAAUUUCCACUUGUGAUUGUGGAGAUACCCUCCGAUAAUUUAUCUUCUUCCUCGCUGCCUAGUUCCUUCCCUUUGUUUAACCUCCAUUUUUGCGAGCUGCGGAGACGGCAUUUAAGACGGGGGUAAACCCACACCCCUCUCUCACCCUAUCUCAAUCGAUAGAUAAACCAUGGCCGGCCUUCAGAACCGGCAGAUGCACUCGAACCUUGACUCCUUCCUCCGCUGCACCGCCCCGGUCAUCCGGUCCCAGUUCCUGUCAAAGACCGAGAUGAAGAGCUUGAAUCGGCUUUGGCACCCGUGGGAGAGGGAGAAGGUCGACUACUUCACAUUGAGCGAUCUCUGGCGUUGUUACGAUGAAUGGAGCGCUUACGGCGCCGGCGUCCCGAUCCUCACAAACGGCGAGACUCUCGUCCAGUACUACGUCCCCUACCUCUCUGCGAUCCAAAUCUUCACCAGCACUUCCUCCCUGAACAGCCUCAGGGAAGAGACCGAGUUCGGCGACUGCGAGGCAAGGGACAGCUUCAGCGACUCGUGGACCGACGAGAGCGAGAGCGAGAAGAAGUGGAGGCUCGAUGGGAGCUCCUCGGAGGACGGGGGAUCAGAGACCGACAACCCGUGGCCUCUGAAUGAUAGGCUGGGUCACCUUUAUUUCCAGUACUUCGAGAAAUCAGCUCCUUAUGUUAGAGUUCCUUUGAUGGACAAGAUCAACGAAUUAGCUGGAAGAUACCCCGGCCUGAUAUCACUGAGGAGCGUCGAUCUUUCUCCAGCAAGUUGGAUGUCAGUUGCCUGGUACCCGAUAUACCACAUCCCCAUGGGGAGAACCAUAAGGGACCUUUCCACAUGCUUCCUCACAUACCACACCCUCUCAUCUUCCUUCCAAGAUAUGGAGAUGGAGGAGGAGGAGAUGGGAGAGUUUGAAAGGAAUAGGAAGAGGAAGGAAGUGGUGGGGGAGGGAAUAUCUGUUCCGGCGUUUGGGCUGGCCACGUACAAGAUGCAAGGGAACGUGUGGGUCCCAGGGGGCAAGACUGGGAGGGACCAGGAGAAGCUGACGUCCCUGCAGAGCGUGGCCGAUUCCUGGCUCAAGCAGCUCCGGGUCCAGCACCACGACUUCAACUACUUCACUGGGAUCCGCCGUGCCUGACCCCCCUCCCCGACCCGUCCGCGGCCUCCAGCCGCUAGGCCCAAUUAAGGCAGGCUGCAACUGCCAGUCAAUUUGGUGGUCCGUUUGGCAAUGUAUGAGAGACCUUUCCAUUUCCCCGUCAGUUGGGGUGAAUGCUGCGAGCUGAAAGUGGGGGAUUUUGUCAGGAUCUUCCCAUCGAUUCGGCUCUUAAUUUCGGAGGGAUCAUUUCAUGGCUGAGAUUUAGGCGACUUAUCUGUGCUUUUUUUUUUUGGUUGGGUAUUUUCCUAAGGCUUUUUUUUUUUUUUAAAUAUUUGAGUAGAGAAGUCAGUUUGUGCGGUUUAAUGGCUUUCCAUUCCACUGACUUGGAUGUAAAGUAGUUGCAUGCUUUUGUAGCAUUUUUGUAUAGAUUGACCCUUUUGUAAAUUGGAAAAAAAAGAAGGAGGAAAAACAUGUUUAUGUUCGUGCCCUAAAUAUGCCCCCCUCCUUGUUUUUCUU